UGAGAUUUCAACUUUCUAUAUAACCAUUCCAUCAUUGGGCAUCAUAAAUGUUUUGGUACCAAUAAGGCAAUAACCAAAGGAAAUGUUUUCUUUCAUAAAGAACUACCCCUUUUACUACUAUUCAUGCAUCGUGUUAGUAAUUUUCGUCAGUUUAAAAUGGAUUUUAUCUCUUUUCAAGACCAAUAAAAAUUUACCACCAUGUCCACCAAGGCUUCCUAUCAUCGGAAAUCUCCACCAACUAGGUUUGAGCCCCCACCGCUCUCUUCAAGCCUUGUCCCAAAAACACGGUCCACUCAUGUUGAUGCACCUUGGCAAUGUGCCCAUGCUUGUUGCCUCCUCACCUGAAGCAGCCAAAGAACUCUUGAAAACCCAUGAUAUAAAAUUUGCUAGCCGACCAAAGUUAAGAAUCCCAAACAUUCUUUCGUAUGGCUCCAACGACAUAGUAUUUGCUCCUUAUGGAGAGCAUUGGAGGCAAUUGAAAAGCAUCGCUGUAGUCCAUCUUCUAAAUAAUACACAAGUCCAGUCAUUUCAACAAGUGAGGGAAACGGAGGUGGCAUUUAUGGUUGACAAGAUCAAAAAAAGUUGUGGCUCUUUAGUUGAUCUUAAUGAGUUGAUUUUUUGUCUUACGAAUAACAUAGUCAGCAGGGUGAAUCUAGGGAGGACAUAUGGUGGGUUAAAGUUCGAAGACAUAAUGGGCAGGUUUCUGCAUCUGCUUGGUGGUUUCCAUGUUGGAAGUUAUAUUCCAUGGUUGGCUUGGAUAGACCGAUUGAGUGGUUUAGAGGAGAAAGCACAUAAAGUCGUUAAAGAGUUUGAUGAUUUUCUUGAAUGUGUUGUUGAAGAACAUGUAGAUAAGAGAAGAGGGGUGGAUACUCUAUGUAGUGAAGAUCAUGAUCUAGUUGACAUCUUAUUGGAUGUACAAAGAGAUAAUGCAAUCGGCUUUACCUUUCAUAGAGAUGUCAUCAAAGCCCUCAUUUUGGAUGUAUUUGUUGCUGGAACGGAUACUACAUUCAUAAGUUUGGUAUGGUCAAUGAGUGAGCUAAUAAGAAACCCAAGAGUAAUGGAAAAAGUACAACAAGAAGUAACAGAAAUCGCACAAGGGAGAUCCAUGAUUCUGGAGAACGACUUAGAGAAAAUGCAUUAUCUUAAAGCCAUCAUCAAGGAGACCUUACGUUUGCAUCCUCCAGUGCCGCUACUUAUUCCUCGAGAAUCAAUACAAGAUGUGAAAGUAAUGGGGUACGACAUUCCAACAGGCACACAAGCGUUUGUGAAUGUUUGGGCGAUAGGAAGAGAUCCUUCCGUAUGGGAAGAACCAGAAGAGUUUAGGCCUGAAAGGUUCUUGAACUCUUCUAUAGACUAUAAAGGGCUUCACUUUGAGUUUCUUCCAUUUGGUGGUGGACGUAGAGGGUGCCCUGGAAUUCCAUUUGCUAUAAUAAUCAUUGAAUUAGCAUUAGCGAAUAUGAUAUACAAGUUCGAUUUGGCAUUACCUGAUGGAGUAGAAGGCAAGGAUUUGGACAUGAACGACAAGUAUGGCCUUAGUCUUCAGAAGAAAUCUCCUUUAAUUGUUGUGGCAACUUCUCGUUUCUAGUAGUUGCCUCAUCAUGUAACUUUCAAUAAUAAUAUUGAAGAGAUGUUUCAUAAUAAA
Messenger RNA from Lactuca sativa (garden lettuce), 1642 nucleotides. Its product is annotated as cytochrome P450 Tp4149. Gene Ontology annotation, molecular function: monooxygenase activity; heme binding; oxidoreductase activity, acting on paired donors, with incorporation or reduction of molecular oxygen. Lineage: Eukaryota; Viridiplantae; Streptophyta; Magnoliopsida; Asterales; Asteraceae. The record is from RefSeq and is a predicted model, not a curated record.